AUGUCGUCUUACGCUCUUGAUAGCAAGAAGGCACUUUACAAAGAUGCUUCUUCCCAGGCCAAAACCUUCCGACACCAGGUCAAGAAUGGGCUUUUAACUACGGGAGAGGUGGAAGAGAAAAGGCAAACUGUUUUCAGUCUCUAUGCUGGUGCUAUGAAUGACCUGGAGAGUUGGACCGAGUACCGGUUUCCAUUCUAUUGGACAUGA
Molecule: messenger RNA, 207 nt
Organism: Penicillium arizonense
Lineage: Eukaryota; Fungi; Ascomycota; Eurotiomycetes; Eurotiales; Aspergillaceae
Exons: 2
Coding region: 1-207 (68 amino acids)
Source: RefSeq, a predicted model, not a curated record